CGCUCGUGCUCGCCUCUCCUUUCGCAGCAUCAGUCUCUGCACGUCGACGACCCUCUGUUUACGCAAUUUUCUCUGCUCGGCUCGACACUUGGCACCGUCCUGAGCUGGAUAUAUACUGUCUCGGUCAUUCGCGCCUUGUUCGCGUCGGGCAUGCUGCCUAUCUCCGUGCUCGGACAUUGCUUACGCUGGCGACGCCGCAACUGCUGAUUUGUGCGUCUCGCUGCCGAGCCUGCACCCGUUUUCUCGCAUCGGAUAUGACACCCGCCGCGACGUUGAUUGACCGUGUGCGCUCCGGCGUAUCAGCCGUCGAGCUCGUUCACACAUCGCAUGAGCGGUGGCCGCUGCCUCGGUCAUCUAUGGCUCUCCCUCUCCGGAUAUCGGUACUCGACGCGUCUUUCAAUCCUCCGACCCUCGCUCAUCUAGCCCUCGCCAAUGCACCUUGCCCAUACCCGAUCGUCUCAGCCUCCGCUACAGCGCGAGAUGUGCAUGACUAUGAUGCGAAACUCCUGCUGUUGUCAGUGCGCAAUGCCGACAAGCAUCUGAAGCCCGGGGAUGCGGGCUACAUUCAGCGGCUUGAGAUGAUGACCUUGCUCGCCAAGGACAUCAUCCGGGCACGUAUCCGGGAUGAUCAUACGUCCGACCUCGACGCUCCUGCCGUCCCUCACGAUAAUGUGGCGGUCGCCAUCAUUGAUGAGCCGACGUUCGUCGGCAAGUCCAGAGCUCUGCUUCAAUAUUUACGGCAGCGCGUGUCAUUCCUCGUCCAUAGCUCACCGGUGGCGCUACAGAGUCAGGGCAUGCCCGACGCUAUGCCGGACCAUGUCACCCCGCAACUCACAUUCCUCCUAGGCUAUGCUUGAUUCGCUUCACCGAUUCUUCGCAACGGAUGGAGAUAAUGCCAGAGUUGUUUGCGCACAUCGUUCUUCGCCAAGUUCUCUUCACGAGGAUGACGAAGGGAGCCG
Messenger RNA from Laetiporus sulphureus 93-53, 959 nucleotides. RefSeq lists its product as uncharacterized. Gene Ontology annotation, molecular function: ATP hydrolysis activity; nicotinamide-nucleotide adenylyltransferase activity. The coding region runs from base 357 to 857 and encodes 166 amino acids. Gene Ontology annotation, cellular component: cytoplasm; nucleus. NCBI's taxonomy places the organism in Eukaryota, Fungi, Basidiomycota, Agaricomycetes, Polyporales, Laetiporaceae. The record is from RefSeq and is a predicted model, not a curated record. The transcript has 3 exons.